UUCGAUACCUCUCUUCUUGGCCGUCCAAGCAUCCAACAUUGCUGUCUGCAAGGAGCUUCUCUCAAACUUCAAGGAGGAGCAGUUAAAGCAUUCCAGAGAUGAGGAUGGAGAUACAGUCCUUCAUUUAGCUUGUAGAAAGAAAGAUCUAGAUAUCAUUAAAUCAUUUGUCGAUAAUGGGAGCCCUGUGGAUAUACAGAAUCAAGACGGUCAUACAGCGCUUCAUAUAUCAGCCAUGUCUGGGGAUGAGAAUGCACUGAAGUAUCUAUAUCAGAUGAAAGCCAACCCUAACAUCUACGACAAGCUUGAUAGAUCACCUCUGCACAUAGCAGCUGAGAAUGGUAACACCGGGGUCGUGGAGCUCCUCGUUGAUAAGUUCAAAGCAAAUGUCUCUGCUCGGACCAAAGAUGGCAGCACACUCAUGCAUAUUGCAUCACAGUGCGGUCACCCCGAGACUGCCCUGGCAUUUCUGAAGAAAGGAGUCCCACUUCACAUGCCAAACAAGGCUGGAGCAGUGUGUUUACAUGCGGCUGCCAAGCGAGGACAUACUGGUGUUGUCAAGGCGUUGCUACAAAAGGGAGCAUCAGUUGAUGCAAGAACAAAGGAUAACUACACAGCUCUCCAUAUAGCAGUGCAGCAUUGCAAGCCACUGGUAGUACAGGUGUUACUGGGUCAUGGGGCUCAGGUACAACUGAAAGGCGGCAAGGCUGAGGAGACUCCUCUUCAUAUAGCAGCACGGAUCAAGGAAGGCGAGAAGGUGGCUGAGAUGUUACUCAAGAGCGGAGCUGAUGUCAAUGCUACGAUGACGAAUGGAGAGACAGCAAUGCAUAUAGCCUGUAGACAUGGCCAUAUCAAAAUGUUACAAGCAUUACUAGAGGAUGGUGCUGAUACUGUGUGCUUGUCUAAGUCUGGUGAGAAUUCAAUCCAUAUAGCAGUCCGUCACUCUCACUAUGCCAUCGUCAAGCUCCUGAUUGACUUCCUGCAUAAUGACAUAUCUAGACUGGAUGCUAUCAUGGCCGUAAACGAACAGAGUGGGGAAGGGGAAACCCCUCUUCAUUACGCCGCUGAGAUCACCCAGGAGAUGAUCCACUAUCCUGGUGAAGAUGCUGAUAUUAUGAAACUUCUUCUUGAUUAUGAGUCUGACAUCAAUAUCAUCACCAAACUGACCCAUGAGACACCAUUGCAUUACUGCGCCCGAGCCGGUAAUGCAAACAUCUUACAAACAAUGGUGGAUCAUCUAGGUCCAAACAUGACCCAGCUAGCUGUUAAUAAACAAAGCAAGAAUGGUUGGUCACCCUUACUUGUAGCUGCUGAAGAGGGCCAUGAAGAGAGUGUAAGGAUACUAUUACAGCAGAAUGCUAGGGUAGAUGUCUUUGAUGAGCAUGGUAAGGCAGCACUCCACCUAGCAGCCGAGAACGGUCACCUAACGGUAGCAGAUAUCAUGCUCUGGCAUAAAGCAUUCGUCAAUGCCAAGUCAAAGAUAGGAGUGACACCCCUCCAUCUAGCGGCACAGAGCGGUCAUAAUGAUUUGGUCAAUCUUCUCAUACAUAGCCAUGGGGCUGCUAUUGAUGCUUUAUCAUUGGCCAAGAGAACGGCUCUUCAUCUUGCGGCUCAGAACGGUAAACUUAUAGUGUGUGAGACUCUGCUCAAGCUCAAAUCUGACUCAAAUGCUGCGGAUAUAAUCAAAAUAGAUGAUAUUCAUGGGCAGACACCACUCCAUCUAGCAGCAGAGAAUGAUCAUGCUGAUAUCGUCAAACUGUUCCUUAAACACAAAUCGGAACUCGUCUCCAUGGCAAAUUCUGAGGGUAAUACUUGUGCUCAUAUAGCAGCAUCCAAAGGUAGCGUUGCUGUCGUGAAGGAACUAUUGAGGUUCAACAGGAGCGGUGUGUGUGCUACCAAGAACAAGACUAAUGACUCGACAGCCUUGCAUCUAGCAGCAGGUGGAGGUCAUAAGGAGGUUGUAAGGGUUCUCUUAGAUCACGGAGCAUCACCAACAGAGGAGAAUGCUGAUGGUAUGACUGUGAUUCACCUAGCAGCAAGGAAUGGUCACGUAGGAAUCUUAGAGGCUCUGAAGGGCAAAGUAUCAUGGAAGGCACCUAGCGUUGCAAUUGGUCUAACAGCCCUUCACAUAGCAGCUCAUCACGGUCAGAUAGACUUUGUACGAGAGAUGCUCCUCAAGGUCCCUGCUACCAUACGAAGUGAACCAGCCUCCGAACAUUGCAGUAUCAAGGAAAUCUUUGCUCAAGACCAUGGUCUGACUCCUCUUCAUCUAGCCUCUCACUCUGGUCAUGAAGGAUUAGUUCGCUUACUACUCAACUCUACAGGAGUGCAACCGGACGUCCCGACAGUAUUACAGGGUACCAUACCUCUUCAUCUUGCGGCCCAGAACGGUCACACUGCAGUGGUAGGUCUACUGCUCAGUAAAUCAACCACUCAGCUACAUGUCAAGGACAAGAGAGGGCGCACAGGUCUUCAUCAAGCUGCGGCUAAUGGUCACUAUGACAUGGUGGCACUCCUACUAGGUCAAGGGUCAGAUAUUAAUAUUUGUGACAAGAAUGGGUGGACGGCUCUUCACUUUGCAUCUAAGGCUGGAUACCAAGAUGUGGUGACUUUACUGGUAGAAAGUGGGGCUUCCCCUAAGUUUGAAACGAAGGAUGGGAAAGUCCCUAUCUGUUUCUCUGCGAGCUCCAACCAUCAUGGUGUCCUCAGCUUCCUGAUGAAGAAAGAUCACAAUACAACACACCUUAUGGAUGAUAAGAAGUUUGUGUUUGACCUGAUGGUGUGUGGUAGAUACAACAACAAUGCCUCCGUCCGAGAGUUUGUUCUACGGUCACCAGCUCCCAUCGACACAGCGGUCAAGCUGGCCAAGAACUUCAGACAUCAAUCUGUUAGGGAGAAAGAGAGGGCUAAAGAACUCUUAGAGGUCAGUUCCUUUUGUGAGACCAUGGCUGUGGACCUUAUCUCAAUCACAUCGAGUACCACUAGUCCUGGGGUGUUACUACGAGCUGUUGAUGAAAGGAAUAUUCCAUUCCUGGAUGUCCUAAUGGAAUGUCAGCAGAAGGAUGUUGUUGCUCAUCCAUCGGUCCAGAAGUACCUCUCCGAUGUUUGGGUGGGUAAUCUGAACUGGGCAAGCUGGAAGAUUGUUCUUCUCUUCUUUUUCCUGGUCAUCUUUCCUCCAAUGUGGGUCUUCUUCUCUCUUCCCCUGAAGCACCGAUUCAACAAGCUCCCCAUUAUCAAGUUCAUGACGUACCUCGUCUCCCACAUCUAUCUCAUUAUUCUCCUCAUCCUGACUACUGUCAUUACACCGUUCAUAGAGAAAUUCAUUGAAAACCCAAGUAUGAUACCAACCUGGUACGAAUGGCUUCUUCUCCUGUGGCUAUCAGGUUUGUUGGUUACAGAGAUUACCAACCCUGGUGACAGACAAGGGCUUGGUUGGAUACGUGUCAUCAUCCUGGCCUUUUCCUCAGUCGCAUGCAUGUUGCAUCUGGUGGCUGUACCGUUUGAUGACGACACCAAACGACUACUGGUCUACAUCCGCAACCAGUUCUUUGCAUGGUGUGUCCUCUUCUGCUUCGCCCACAUCCUGGAGUUCUUGUCCUUCCAUCACCUGUUUGGCCCCUGGGCGAUCAUCAUCAGAGACCUCAUCAAGGAUCUUGUCAGGUUCAUGGUGAUCCUUCUCAUCUUCUUGGUUGGUUUCAUGCUCCACCUAGCAGCUGUCUACCAACCCGUCUACCCCAAGGCAGCAAACAGCACUGCUGCAGACAACAUCAUUCAGACACCCGCAGAUACCUUUGCUAUUCUCUUCUUCUCGCUCUUCGGGUUGGUCGAACCCGAGGCACUACCAGCCAUUACUCGCCACCCAGAUUUCACCUUGACUCUGAUAAAGAUUGUGUUUGGUACAUACCUGAUCGUGACUCUCAUUGUUCUGAUCAACCUUCUCAUCGCUAUGAUGUCCGACACCUACCAGCGUAUCCAGGCGCAGUCCGAUAAGGAGUGGAAAUAUGGCAGAGCUCAGCUCAUUAGGAAGAUGAACAAGACCUCAGCCACGCCCUCUCCUCUCAACCUUUUCACCAAAAUGUACUGGUAUUUCAAGGCAGCAAUUAAACAUAAAGGUAAAAUCUGCAGCGCCCAAGCCAGAGAUCUGAUCAAUGACGAGGAGGAGUUAGAUGCACUCUCCGAUGCAAAAUCGGUAGACAUGUUUGGGCAAUCCUCAAAUUGGCUACGGAAUGUUGUCAGAAGGAAUACUCAAGUUGCUCCUGAAGAUGGUUAUCUACGUCCGAACCAAACUGACGGUCCAGUGAGGAUCGAGACCAUCGUCGACUGGGACUCUGUGGUUCAUCGCUAUCUGGCCAUCAAAGGUCAAGAAGAGGACAUUGACCUUGGGAUGACCUUUGAUGAUGACGAGAAGUCACAUGGAGGUGAAGUAAAGGAUCAGAAUGGGCAUACUCCUAAGACCAAUGGCAUCAAGAACAACCAUGUGGUGUGAGUCGGCAAGACCCAGUCUGGGAAUUUAACCUGUUGACUACUGAAUUGCAUAGAUCUUAUAGGCUUAAUGCAGAGACCACCAGGUUCCCUUGAGCAAAGGGUUAAGACCAAUGACACCAAGAAAAAAAAACAUGGUGUUGGAGUCAUCUUACAUGUAGGUGUAUUAUCACGAGUGUGGAGAUCAAUAGCAUCAAGAACAAGUUUGGUGUGUGAGUCACUCAGACCUAGACUAAGAGUCUCAAGACUAAUGUUCUUUAAUCAUUUAACUUCAAAAUGAAAAGGCCUUUUUUCUACAAUCAUAUGCCAGUGACACAGAUAUAUUACUAAUAGGGCGCUUUCGCAAAAAUGACGGAAGGCAAAGACGAUGGUAAUGCAAUCAAAAAACAAUCUGGGCAUGCGUGAACCAAAAUUUUCUCUGUCUUGUUGAUUUUCAUGACAGUACGCGGCCAUGAAAGCUUUCGUUCCCUAAACACGACGGAAGAGCUGUAUCGCCGUAAAUCUCCUGUCGUCUUUGCUUCCGUUGUGUUUGCGAAAGCGCUCUAUUACUUGAUAUCAUCUGUUGGGAACUAGAAGGGACUCAACUCAAUUCUAAAGUAUACAGGUUCUUGCCUGUUUUGCUCCAAACAGAAGGUAUGUUCAGAAUAUUCCCAGACCGUACAGAAGCUUCACUUAUUCUGCAGAAGGGACCUUUCUUUCUUAAAAGAACUAUGACAGAACAUUAUUUAGCUCAUGAAUAUAUUCAUAUGUUCUUGUUGUCCAUUUACAAACUUUGACAGUAAUUUAUUUUAAGCUAGAAUUACGACUGCAAUAUCACCUAAUUGUGAUGAGUUUUCAAGAAUGUAUACACCUUGAUGCUUUUCUGCUUGUAAAUGAACAAAAUAAUGAAAGGUUGAACAAGAGAUUUGAACACACAGAACAAUGACAUUUGACAAGAUGAACAUGGGAUACUUCUCCUAUUCAGAUCAAUUGAUUUUUAUUAUUCUCUUUAUGGGGCUUGAAAAUACUGCACUGAAAGACUGACAUUGGAGAUAGAAAAGGAGGGAAGGGCUUCACAAAGUGAGUUAAAUUGGAAAGGAAGUAAUAUAUCAGGUAUUCAAUAGCAUACAAGGAUGAAUUGACUUUAUGACAGUUGGUGUUUGCACCAAGUUGUGUAUGACCAAAUUAUCAUGAAGAGUUUGA
Messenger RNA from Strongylocentrotus purpuratus (purple sea urchin), 5661 nucleotides. RefSeq names its product ankyrin-1-like. Gene Ontology annotation, cellular component: glycosylphosphatidylinositol-N-acetylglucosaminyltransferase (GPI-GnT) complex; membrane. NCBI's taxonomy places the organism in Eukaryota, Metazoa, Echinodermata, Echinoidea, Camarodonta, Strongylocentrotidae. Gene Ontology annotation, biological process: calcium ion transmembrane transport; GPI anchor biosynthetic process. The coding region runs from base 233 to 4483 and encodes 1416 amino acids. The record is from RefSeq and is a predicted model, not a curated record. The transcript has 24 exons. Gene Ontology annotation, molecular function: calcium channel activity; protein binding.